Messenger RNA from Chilo suppressalis (striped riceborer), 870 nucleotides. NCBI's taxonomy places the organism in Eukaryota, Metazoa, Arthropoda, Insecta, Lepidoptera, Crambidae. The record is from the annotation of a GenBank genome assembly.
AUGACACUUUUCGAUAAAAUUGUGUCUCGAGAGCUCACUCAAAAUGAAGCAAUUGAUCUACUCCGACAGUGGAGAGAGAAUAAUGAAAGAAAGAGCAAUGAAAUUGCAAUGAUCCACAUGUUCUACGACAUUUACAGUGGAAAAAUAAGUGCUAAUGAAAGACUGAUGUUAAAGGAGCAGCUGAUAUUUGCCUCUCUGGAUGUCCACGACCUCUUGACAGAGUUUCAAAUUGAUUUUUUAUUACAAGAGUUCCCUGCAAGCAUGAGGGUCAUGAGGUAUAAGGCAAUGGUGCGUGAAGCUAAAGAAAAGUACGAUGAAGCUCUAGAAAUACUGGACUAUAUUAUAAAAGCAGACGAGACAAACGCGCCGGCGAGAAAACGACGAAUCGCCAUAUUCAAAGCCCAGGGUCAAAUCACAGAAGCUAUCAAAGAGCUAGUGGACUAUUUGAAAAAGUUCAUGUCAGACGUGGAGGGGUGGCAGCAGCUUUGCGAGCUUUACCUCAGCGUGGGGGAGUUACAGCGCGCCGUAUUCUGUGCGGAGGAGAUGCUACUUCACCAACCGCAUUGCCAUUUCCAUCAUCAACGUGUCGCUGACAUACGCUACACCAUGGGCGGUGUUGAAAAUAUGGAACUUGCGAAAUCAUAUUACUGCCAAGCGUUGAAGCUAAAUCCGGAGAACAUGAGGGCCACUCUGGGAUUGUUCCUGACAACGACGAAUCUAUUGAACCACUACAAGUCUUCGGGGAACAGUGCCAAGCGCAAGGAAGCUUGGAAACUCAGCCAAUGGACGCAGACCAAGGCGGCUAAACGCACCGCCACAAAGAAAAUAAAACUCACCAAAAUGCUACUCAAUCUAGCCAUCACUGAGUAG